AUGGCCGAAAGCUUUGAUAUAGGCGCACAUAACUAUUAUAAUCUAAUUUAUGUCUAUUGUAUUGAUAAAGGAUUUGCCUAUCAGCUUGGAACAUACUAUAAAAGUGUUCCUCUUAGAGAAACUUUUCCAGGAACUGUUAAAAAUUAUUCUAAAUUUGAAGAGAAACUAAAAAAAAUUCUUUAUGUUUCAAAUGAAAUUAGAAAGGAAAGAUUUUUGGGUUGCCAUGGUUAUUCUCCAAGUUUAAAUGGCAGUAUUGAUUAUUUGAUAGAUGGUGCUAGAAAACGUAAUUUAGCAACUCAAUUAUUGAUUUGGAAUACGAUUCAUGGCGGUGGUAUAGUUUCAAGAGAUUUUGAUUGCAACGUGUAUUAUGUUGGGGUUGGGACAGAAAAAGAAAUCUAUCUGAAGGGAGAAUAUAGUGAUGUUAAUAAUGAACUCCCUGAAGAUGUUGCAAUUAUUGAUUUUAAAGAAUUACAUAUGGGUAUAGAACCUCAUAUGUUGCUUUCUCAUAUUUCUAUUACAAGAACCAUAUCAGGUUAUGGAACUCCUAUUAUUGCAGUUGAUCCUUCAAAAUAUACAAUGAUAUCACCAUAUGUUCUUAGAAUUACAUUAGAGCAAUACAAUGAUAAUUUUGGCCAUCCUCAAUCUAAUUUAUAUACAAUUAAAUAUGGAAACUUCCUUAUUUUUAAGAAUCAGACAUUAGGUGGAAAUUUCAAACUUUCUACUUACGUAGUCGGUCAAUACGAUAACGAUCCUAAUGGAAAGGUUCCUUACGAUGUUGUUCGUUUAUACAAUGAAAUAAUGUAUAAGGCAGAUAAAAUGAGAGAUCUUCCAGAAACCACAUUACAAAAGAAAAGUUUUAGAAUCAUUUUACCUAGGACGUCAAAAGAAACAUUUUAUAAAGGAAGUGAUGGAUAUUUUCAUUUGAAAUAUUUUUUGACAGGAAAUGGAAUAUCUAAUCAACCAAAUAUUUCAGAAGUGUCAAUAGAUUAUAUAGCAAAUGGUUAUCCUGUAACAGACCAAAAUGGAACAAGAAUUAAAGUUCCUGAAAGUUCAUAUGAAUACAAGUAUGUAAGAAAAAUUGAUUUAAACUAUGAGUAUGUUUUAAAUAUUAUAGAUCAAGCAGUGAUAGAUCGUAUUUUUGAAUAUAAAUUAGGUUUAGAUUUAAAAGUUACAGCAAGAAAUAUAAUGACUUAUGAAUUCAUGGGAUUGAAAGGUUAUAGUCGUGCAUCCCAAACAAUGAUUUCUUCCACAGAAAUCAUAUCAAAUACGGAUGCAUAUGCCCAUAUUUUAAUUAACAUACCAAUGAAAAUAUCCAAUCCCAUGGAAAAUAACAUAGUUGCUUUGUUGCAUAUGUUUAAAGUUGUGAGAAGUUUUCAUUUAUUAAUACCAUAA
Messenger RNA from Trichomonas vaginalis G3, 1392 nucleotides. RefSeq lists its product as uncharacterized. The record is from RefSeq and is a predicted model, not a curated record. The transcript has a single exon. The coding region runs from base 1 to 1392 and encodes 463 amino acids. Lineage: Eukaryota; Parabasalia; Trichomonadida; Trichomonadidae.